Messenger RNA from Capsicum annuum, 1160 nucleotides. RefSeq lists its product as uncharacterized. NCBI's taxonomy places the organism in Eukaryota, Viridiplantae, Streptophyta, Magnoliopsida, Solanales, Solanaceae. Gene Ontology annotation, cellular component: mitochondrial matrix. The transcript has 3 exons. The coding region runs from base 118 to 909 and encodes 263 amino acids. The record is from RefSeq and is a predicted model, not a curated record.
UUGGUGCAUAAAAUAUGCUUUAUUCAAACUUCAAAGAGAAAAAUAAGUAGCAGCUAAAACCCUAAACCCAAACCUCCCAUUCUCCUGAAACCCUAAAAUCUCAACCUCUGUCCCAAAAUGGUUGUGACUAACUUCAUCAUCAGAAGGACUGCUUCUCAGGUUGUACCUUUGGCUUUUCGGGCCAUCCGUACAACACGGAGAUUCUACCAUCACCAUGGAUCCUCUGCUCUCUUCUCUACCGUAGUUAACCUUACUGCUGCUGUUGCUUCUAGAAACUUCUUUCGGAACUCAGUGCCGUCUACUCUUCAUUGCUAUUCUACCAAGAGCUGCUCCAGUUCUGAUGAGUCACUCAUCAAAGUCAUUCAGUCGGAAAUACUGUGUGCUGAGUCAGUUGACGAACAUGACAAUGAGGAGGUUCCUGAGGGUUUCCCCUUCAAGAUUGAAGAUCAUCCUGGACAAGAAACGAUAACAUUGACAAGAGAGUAUCAAGGUGAAUCUAUUGAUGUCGAAGUUCACAUGCCUGACCUUGUUACUGGCAAUGAAGAUGAGAUGGAGAACAUUCCUAGGGAUGACAGUGAAAGGGCCAAUCAAUCCCAAAUUCCACUCGUCGUUAGGGUGUCUAAGAAGAAUGGACUAUGUUUGGAGUUUGGUCUCACAGCUUUUGCUGACGAGAUUGCGAUCGACAGUUUGUCAAUCAAAGAUCCUAAAGUUGCUGAGGAUCAGAUUGCUUAUGAAGGACCUGAUUUCUCGGAUUUGGAUGAGAACCUCCAAAAGGCUUUCCACAAGUAUUUGGAGAUUAGGGGGAUCAAACCCAGCACAACUAACUUCUUGCACGAGUACAUGAUCAACAAGGACACCGGAGAAUAUGUGAUGUGGCUUAAGAAUCUGAAGAAAUUUAUUGAGGCGUAGAUUCUACUUGUUCACAUAAGUUUUGAUGUUUUAGUAGGGUUAUUUAAAUUUGUCUACAUCGUACUGUUUGCCAUUGAUCAACAUUUAACACCAUGACCGUGAAGUCCUUUUGUUAUUUUGCUAUAAUCUUACGGUCCAUCCUUGGUAAAGUUCAGUGUACCAUGACAUCCAAGUCUUUGGCAAGUUAGAAAAGUAAUGUUGGUGAAUUUUAUAUAAUUUGAGGGAGUUCUCUCUUGGUAGUGUUAUUGUCA